This is a messenger RNA of Vitis riparia (riverbank grape), 3079 nucleotides long. Its product is annotated as RGS domain-containing serine/threonine-protein kinase A. The record is from RefSeq and is a predicted model, not a curated record. Lineage: Eukaryota; Viridiplantae; Streptophyta; Magnoliopsida; Vitales; Vitaceae. Gene Ontology annotation, biological process: protein phosphorylation; regulation of DNA-templated transcription. The coding region runs from base 335 to 2650 and encodes 771 amino acids. Gene Ontology annotation, molecular function: ATP binding; protein kinase activity. The transcript has 13 exons.
CACCAUUGCCAAACUGCCCAAAAGAGGAGAGAGGAGAGAGAGUCAGAGAGAGAAGAAUCCAAAAACCUAAAAAGAGAAAGAAGAUAGAAAGGGGAAGGGAGCGAAAGUAGAGAGCUUCUUGACCCUUCAAUCUCUCAUUCUUCAAUUCCAAGAAUUGACUGUACAGAGAGUAACACAGACAUGAAGACAGAGGAAGGAAAGAGGGAGGGAGGGGAGGGGGCGAGUGAAUGAGAUUCGUGAAUCUGUGAUUAUGGUGUCUCAUUUUCAGGUCACGGUUGGUCAUUUCCCGUGAAAUUGUGAGGUGGGUAUUGUUUGUUUUUGGGCUUUGUUGGCCAUGGACACGCCUCCAGCUGAAGAGCUGUUGAGGAAGAUCCAGGAGCUGGAAGCGGGUCACGCGCAUCUCAAGGAAGAGAUGUCAAAGCUGAUGGUUUCUGGACCCAAAUCGGACCAUGGGCAUCAGAGGUCGCACUCGACAUCGCCGCAGAGGUCGAGGUUUUCGUCGCCGGUGACAUCGUCAUGGAGAAAGGGAAGCGGUGGGUUCGACGGACCGGCGGGGUGGAGGAGGGGGUCGGCGUCGUUCCGGCAUUCGUCGCCGUUGCAGAGGGAGAGCCGAAGUCGUGAUCCUUCAAGCACUGCCGGCGGUGGUGGUGGCCCGGCGGCUUACAAAUUUAAUGAUAAGCAGUAUGUGAAUAUUUUGCAGAGCAUGGGGCAGUCAGUUCAUAUAUUUGAUCUCAAUGGUCGUGUAAUCUACUGGAAUAGAACUGCUGAAAAACUUUAUGGUUAUUCAGCUGAAGAAGCCCUCGGUCAGCAGGCCAUUGAGCUCCUAUCGGAUGUCCAGGACUACGCUAUUGCUAAUAAUAUAGUGGAUCGAGUAUCAAGGGGGGAGAGCUGGACUGGGCAGUUCCCUGUGAAGAAUAAGAUGGGCGAGAGGUUUCUAGCCGUUGCUACCAACACUCCAUUCUAUGAUGAUGAUGGUACAUUAAUUGGGAUUAUUUGCGUAUCUAGUGAUUCGCGGCCCUUUCAAGAAAUAAGAGUUGCAAUGUCCAAUGAGAGGCAAUCAGAAGCUAAUGCGAGCUAUAAUCGUUCCCGAAGCAGUAGUGCUACGGCAAAGCUUGGUCUUGAUCCUCAGCAGCCUAUUCAAGCUGCAAUUGCCUCCAAAAUAUCAAAUCUGGCUUCCAAGGUGAGCAACAAAGUUCGGAAAAUUAAGGCUGGGGAGAACAAUGUGGUUCGCGAGGGUGGGAGUGGAGAUAGUCAUCAUUCUGAUCAUGGUUUCUCAGAUGCAGCUUUCUCUGACCAUAGGGAGGAUGCAACUUCAAGUGGAGCUAGCACCCCCAGAGGAGAUGUGGCACCAUCUCCUUUUGGCAUAUUUUCUCAGGCAACUGCUGAUGAGAAGUCCCCAGGAAAGAACUUAAGAGAUUCUGGUGAUGAGAAUGAAGGGAAACCUGGGAUCCACAGGGUUAUUACCUCCAAGGCAGAGGCAUGGAUUGGCAAGAAAGUUAUGUCAUGGCCAUGGAAAGGGAAUGAACGGGAAGGGUCGGAGGUAAAGACAAACCGGUUUGGUUGGCCCUGGUUGCAGAAUGAUCAUGAGAAUGACAUGGUCCAACCAAAGAAUCCCAAUUUUGGUGCAAAAACCGAAAACCUGGUGGGUGAAAGUAAUCGGCACGGGAAUAAUGAUGCUUCAGGGUCCUGGUCUUCAUUUAAUGUUAACAGCACGAGCAGUGUAAGUAGCUGUGGCAGUACCAGCAGUAGUGCUGUUAAUAAAGUGGACAUGGAAACUGACUGCUUGGAUUAUGAAAUUUUGUGGGAAGACUUGACUAUUGGAGAACAGAUUGGGCAAGGAUCUUGUGGAACCGUAUAUCAUGGUCUUUGGUAUGGAUCAGAUGUUGCUAUCAAGGUGUUCUCCAAGCAGGAAUAUUCAGAUGACGUGAUACUUUCAUUCAGACAAGAGGUAUCUCUCAUGAAAAGGCUUAGACAUCCAAAUGUUCUGCUCUUCAUGGGUGCAGUAACUUCACCUCAGCGUCUAUGCAUUGUCACUGAGUUCCUUCCACGUGGAAGUUUAUUUCGGUUACUCCAAAGGAACACAUCCAGACUAGAUUGGAGACGACGUGUACUCAUGGCUUUGGAUAUAGCACAAGGCAUGAACUAUCUUCAUCAUUUCAACCCACCUAUCAUCCAUCGUGAUUUGAAGUCUUCAAAUCUUCUAGUUGAUAGAAACUGGACUGUGAAGGUUGGUGAUUUUGGUCUAUCACGUCUCAAACAUGAAACAUAUCUCACAACAAAGACUGGGAAAGGAACGCCUCAAUGGAUGGCUCCAGAGGUUCUCCGUAAUGAACCCUCAGAUGAGAAGUCUGAUGUAUAUAGUUAUGGAGUAAUAUUAUGGGAGCUUGCCACUGAGAAGAUCCCUUGGGAUAAUCUCAACACAAUGCAGGUGAUUGGAGCUGUUGGUUUUAUGAACCAACGGCUUGACAUCCCAAAAGAAGUGGAUUUACGAUGGGCUUCUAUAAUUGAGAGUUGCUGGCACAGUGAUCCCCGGAGUAGGCCAACAUUCCAGGAAUUGCUGGGAAAGUUCAAAGAUAUACUGAGACAGCAAACUAUGCAAUUUCAGGCAGCCCGCGCUGCAGCUGGAGAUAACACCCAAAAGGAGUUGUAGAGAGCCAAUGCUUUUUUGCUCCUGCUAUUUUCACUUAACAGCCAGCAGAAUCAUUGGCACUUUUUUGGAAACAUUUACAUCCACAAUUGGUAGGCAGAUGGCCACACAAGUUGCCGCAAAUGCUUUUGGCAUUGGGCCACUAAGAGCGAAGGGAGAUUCUAGCUCAUUGCAGCGGAAGAAAUGGCCAAAGAGAGUGGUACUUAACUUUGUGAGCUGUCUAGUUUUGAUGGCGAUUGGCCGGGUUGGAUUGUGUUAUGUUAGUGCAGGUUUGUUUAUGGACACCAUAAAAACCUUUUUCUGUUCCCAUGCGAUUGAAUUGAAUUCAUGUUAUUAUAAUCAUUUGUAAUCCACGAAAAAAAAAAACCAUGUACAAAAAAAACAUCGACGGUUAUUUGAGUUAGAUUAAUCUCUUGCUUUAAUUCCUUCGUA